GACGGGAGAGAACUCCAAAAGCUCGGUGGUAACAGAGGAAGGAAGUGGGAAGUAAAAGGACAGGAAGAUGGAGUGGGUGUUGUAGGAGGAGGAAGAAGAAGAAGAAGAAGAAGAAGAAGAAGGAGAAGAGAGAAGAUUAGUUCCCGAAAGGGGCCUCCUUUCCCUCUGUUUCCUCCUCUUUCCGGUCCCCCUCCUCCUCUUCAUUCCCUCCAUACCGUUCCGUGAGUCUCCAUCUCUCCUUUCAGAUCUCCAUCCCUCCCAAUUUUCCUUGCCUCAGAAAAGAAGAGGCUUUGUUUUUCUUUUGCUCUCGAAAAAAAUCUGAGCGAUUCAGAAAAGGUGGGAUUUUUUCCUUCUGUUUCCCGAUCGCACGGGAGGGGAUCCGAAGGAGAUAGGUGCGGCGGCGAGUAAAGCGGGAAUCUUUUACCCGAUUUCUUCGUGCCCGCGGGCUAAUUCUCGUGAUCGGUGAUUCACUGCUUCUGCUGGUGGGCAUACUAGAACAUACAACAAGAUUUGAUUUUUGUGGGUUUACUUUUUAUUUUUUCUUUUUUGUUCCUAAGCUUGUAUCCGAUCUAUGCACAAGUAUUGUAGAUCGCGUUACACAGAAAAAAAGAUCUAAACUUUCCAUUCUGGUUCGUUCUUACUCUUUCUUUGUGGUCGAAUUUACGUCUUAGGGAGGAGAUAAGGAGGUCUUUUAGUGGUCAAAUUGCAGGCUUUGGGUUUGGCCUUGGAGUUAUGUUGGAGGGGCGCUCCUAUUUGAUAUCGAGGGUGUUCAGAAGCUCCUGUGAGCAAGAAUCCGAUUGGCAUUGCAUGGAUUACCAUAUCCACGAGUCAUCGGACAACAAGAAGCGUCCGCUGGACGAGGAAUUUGAAGAACAACAGCUAGAAGACCGGGUCAAGAGGAAUAAAUCGCCGCAGCUCCCUGAUACCCCUGACAUCAAGGAUAUGCAGUUGCUUCUUGACAAUUCGUAUCACCGUGGCCGGGAGCAUGGUGAUUCAAGCAUUGUCAGUCAGCUUGGCGGGGAACUGAUAGUCAGCUGCCUUCUUCGCCUUUCUCGGUCCGAUUACGGUGCCGUCGCAUCGCUCAACCGGAUGUUCCGCUCUUUGAUCCGCAGUGGGGAGCUCUACCAGCUGCGCCGCAAGAUGGAUAUCGUCGAGCACUGGGUCUACUUCUCCUGCAGCGUCCUCGAAUGGGAGGCUUAUGAUCCAUACCGUGGGCGCUGGAUCACGGUUCCUAAAAUGCCCCCCACCGAGAGCUUCAUGUGCUCCGAUAAGGAGUCCCUCGCAGUGGGCACCGAGCUCCUUGUUUUUGGAAAGGAGGUGAAUUCCCAUAUCAUACUGAGAUAUAGCAUUUUGACUAACUCCUGGUCUCGUGGUGUGGUUAUGAACUCGCCUAGGUGCUUGUUUGGAUCCGCUAGCCUCGGAGAGAAGGCCAUUGUAGCAGGAGGAACCAAUGCUCAGGGUGAUAUACUGAACUCUGCAGAGCUUUACAAUUCCCAAACACAGACCUGGGAGACCUUACCUUGUAUGAACCAAGCAAGAAAGAUGUGCUCGGGGGUAUUCAUGGAUGAAAAAUUUUAUGUCAUUGGUGGAAUGGCUAGCAACACAAAGGUACUGACAUGUGGGGAAGAGUAUGAUCUGAAGCGAGGUUCUUGGAGUGUGAUCCCUAACAUGUCUGAUGGACUUAACGGUGCGAAUGGUGCACCUCCACUUGUUGCUGUGGUGAACAAUGAGCUUUAUGCAGCUCACUAUGCUGAUAAGGAGUUGAGGAAGUAUGAUAAGGUGAAACAUACAUGGGUCAGAUUGGGAAGCUUGCCCGAAAGCUCUGUCUCAAUGAAUGGUUGGGGGCUUGCAUUCCGUGCCUGCGGUGAACGGCUAAUAGUGAUUGGUGGAAGGAGAGGUUCUCUUGGAGGGAUGAUUGAGCUCAAUUCAUGGAUUCCAAAUAGGGGGCCACCAGAAUGGAACAUGAUUGCAAGCAAGCAUUCAGGCAACUUUGUUUAUAAUUGUGCUGUGAUGGGCUGCUGAUUGAUCUGAUUUUUUUAGACCUGUAUUUUACUUCCCCUGGAUGGAUGCUCAGCGUCAGCUUGUUAGUGGGCUCAAAGUAUAAAUUCUGCCUAAUGGGUGAUAACUGGCUUUCCUGAAUUCCAAUUAGACUGAAAAUUCAGUA
Messenger RNA from Musa acuminata AAA Group (dessert banana), 2164 nucleotides. RefSeq names its product F-box/kelch-repeat protein At1g74510-like. The transcript has 2 exons. Gene Ontology annotation, cellular component: nucleus. Gene Ontology annotation, molecular function: protein binding. Lineage: Eukaryota; Viridiplantae; Streptophyta; Magnoliopsida; Zingiberales; Musaceae. The record is from RefSeq and is a predicted model, not a curated record. The coding region runs from base 733 to 2022 and encodes 429 amino acids.